Molecule: messenger RNA, 2607 nt
Organism: Durio zibethinus
Lineage: Eukaryota; Viridiplantae; Streptophyta; Magnoliopsida; Malvales; Malvaceae
Source: RefSeq, a predicted model, not a curated record
AACUGCACACAUCUCAAUAAAAAACCCCUACAAAAACAUAAAAAUUAAUUGUCACACCAAACAUUUCACCCAACUUCACUCGCUUAUUUCAACACUUUGUAACUUCCUUCAGCGCAAAUCUAGGGGUUUUUUCAUCAGACCAGUUUUCCCAAAUUUUCAGUUCGAUUAUUUCAUUUUUUUUCUUCAAGCUUUUAUUUUGCAAGAAGUUUGGAAUUAUUUUUCUAUAGUUACUUUGGGAUUGAGUCAAAGAUAAACAAAAUGCCGAGGUCUUUCGUGAAUUGUGUGCGCUUGGUGGUUUUCUUUCUUGUUAUACUGUAAUUUUUCUUUGUUUUUGGUGAAUUUCAAUUGAAUUUGGAAGGAGAUUCAUUUCAUUCAACAUAUUGUUCGCCGAUUGAAACUUUUUGGUUGGAGGUGUGAGAAUGUACAUUGCAGUAACCAUAAAGAGAUAUCGAGCGGUUAAGGAAGUUGGGAAGAUUAAAAUGAGUGUUGGUGUUAUUGCAUACUAUCAAUUAGUUCAAGUUUGUCAGGUAAAUUUUAUUUUUUACCUGUUUCGGAUUGCGUAUAUUGCUGUUCCAUCAUGUUAUAUAUGGUUGUGACCUCGGAAAUGCAUAAAAAAUUGUCUCAAAUAAAUCUAUGUGCCAUAUCAGUAAUGGUUUUGUUGCUAAUUUUGUGGUAGCAUGAUUGUAUUAGGUUGAAUAUGCCUUUCGAUUUUUAGUUUGUCAAGUGACUGAUUAGAAAAAGUUUGUCUCGUUAAUGCACGCAGGACAUAUCAAAUGCACUAAAACAUGCACAAAGACUAAGCACAUGUGUGUAUUUAUGGUUGCUAUGGUUGAAAAGUAAAAAAGUUAUAUGUAAAUUUUUGAGAAAUGCAAGACACUUAUGAUUAAUCUUUUUCAUUUCUCUUUGCUGUUGUGGAUUUUCUGUUAGUUGUGACCACAACAAAUCUGGACAUGUAGAAAACUGAUAAACUUCUGACCAUUUUAAUGGGCUUCCCUAUGAAAUAAAAUUGUAAAAGUUACUCCAAAACAUCAAUCAUGACUGAAGUUUCUGUUCAUAUGAUUGAGCAAUACCAUGUAGAACAAUGGAGAAAGUAUCUUUUUGUUUGUGGCUGCACAUAUUACUCUCUGCAUUUUUUAUGGUUAUAAUGACUUCCUAUAUGCUAUUGCAGGCUGAGUAUUUCCGUCAAUUGCUUAAACCUGUUACGUAGUCUAGUAUUACAAAACUCUUGGAGACCGGGACUAGGGAGAGUCUGCCAUUUGGUUGUGUUAUUCUUAAGGCUGUGAUAGAAUGAAACAUCUGAUUGUUUUGACAGUAAAUUUGGGAUAGGCAACUCUGUCAUGUUGUGAUGGCGACCCAGUAGUUUAGUCUAUAGUCUUACCAUAAUUAUAUUUAUAAACCUUCUUCCAACUUAACGUUGAAUAAUUGCAAGUUCAAAGCCAAGAAGCAAUCUUUUGUUGUGAACUUCUUGAUUAAGUAGAAAAUUCGAUGCAGAGUAGCCAACAGUUUUACCCCCAAAAAGCAUUGCCCACACUUGCAGAUCAAGUGGGCGAUAAUUACAUGCAUAUUCCAGUUGCAUCUGCUUUUGGUACAGGUUUUCCUCCAUGUGCUAAGCCAUUUGCACCCCUCCAUGGCAUUGAGUUUCAAUCCUCGGAGGUUUGUCCCAAGAAUUUCAUUAUUUUCAAUCAGACUGAUCAUAGAAAUCAGAUCAUGUUCAAUCCUGCUGUUAAUGGUCAUGGAUUAAAUGUUUUUGCAACUUACAUUGAUGGAAAGUAUGAAAGAAAAGAUGUUAAUGAUGUGGAAAACGAAACCUCAUCUUCUCUGAAAGAGGAUUCAGAUGAUAUUGAUGCACUUCUUAGCUCAGAAGAGGAACAAGAAGGUUAUGAUGAGGAAGAAGUUAGCAUAACACAGACUUAUGGAAAUUAUGAAAGCAACUCUGGUUCUCACUCUGCUUAUGGUUCAAAACCAAGAAAGAACAGCUCAUGCUCUUCUACUCUGAAGUCCUCUGGUAGUGGUGGCAGUUGUGACCCUGAAAUUAAGCGACUGAAAAUGAGGAAAAUGGUGAAGGCUUUAAGAGGAAUUGUUCCAGGUGCUGAUCAGAUGGGUACCGUAGAUGUUCUUGAUGAAGCUGUUAGGUACCUCAAGUCUCUCAAGGUUGAAGUAAAGAAGCUUGGAGUUGGGAAUUUCAAGAACGGAGAUUGAACUCAUAUUGUGGUAACCGUUUUUGCUCAUCUUCUAGAAGUUUAGUUCAUUCUGGGUUGCAUACCCCUCCUUCACCUGUCUCUCUCUGAUGGCUUGCAGUCUAGAGAUAAAGAAGACAGGUAUAUUUUAGAAUUAAUAUUGUGUUGUAAUUUCCAGUUAUGUAUGUAUUAAUGGUGUGCCAGCACAUGAAUUGCUGCUGAAACUUUUGAAGCUCAUAUAUUGUUCACUUGGAAGAAGAGAGAAGUCGGGAUGGAGUUUGGAUGUGUAAUAUGAUUACUAAGUUUCUAGUUGCCAUUAUCUUUGUGGCACAAGUAGCUGCUUUGAAUGUUAAUGUCAUGUACUUAAAAUAAUAAUUUGUUGGAAAUCUAGAUGUGCUGUCAAUACAUUUAUCUGGUGCCUGAUCCAUUU